AUGCGUCGCAGAAGGGAUGUGCGUAUCCUUGAUAUUACUGUUCAUGUAUUUACACCUGUCGAUGAUUCUAUUGUGGUGGAUCAUGUAUAUCAUUCUUGUGUGGUUACUAUUGGGGGUUCUAACACUAGAGUUGAUCUUCAGUUGCUUAAUAUGGUUGACUUUGAGUUUAAAGACACAGUGCAGCGAAAUGGUGCUAAGAAAGUGUUUAUUGGGGAUGAUGGUUUUAUACGACUUCAUGGUCGAAAUUUUGUUCCUAAUGUUGAUAGAUUGAGAGAGUUGAUUCUUGAGGAGUCUCACAGUUCGCGGUGUUCUAUUCACCCAUGUGCAAUAAAGAUAUAUCAUGAUUUGAAGCUGCAUUACUGGUGGCGGAGGAUGAAGAAGGACAUUGUUGGGCAUGUUUCGCAGUGUUUGAAUUUCCAACAGGUCAAGUAUGAGCAUAAAAAACUGAGUGGUUUGCUUCAAAAUAUUGAUAUACCAAAGUGGAAGUGGGAGCGCAUUACUAUGGACUUUAUGGUAGGUUUGCCACCAAUUUUGAGGAAGUUUGAUGCCAUUUGGGUCAUCUUUGAUCGGUUGACUAAGUCAGCGCAUUUCCUUUUGGAUAUGACUUCUUACACUUCCGAGAAGUUUACAUCGAACUUUAGGAGGGCUGUUCAGCGUGAGUUGGGGCACACGGGUGGAGCUCAGCACUGUAUUUCACCCAUAGAUAGAUGGACAGUCCAAGCAGACCAUUCAGAUCCUUGUGGAUAUGUUGAGGGCUGCAUUAUUGAUUUUGGAGGCCACUGGGACCAGUUCCUACCAUUGGCGGAGUUUGCUUACAACAACAACUACCAGUCUAGUAUUGAAAUGGCUCCAUAUGAGGCCUUAUAUGCUCAGUCCAGGAAGAAGAGCUGUGUGGACAAGAAGGUUCGCGAUGUAGCAUUUUUGGAGAGUGAGAAGGUCUUUCUUAGAAUUUUGCCUAUGAAGUGCGUGAUGAGGUCUGGGAAGAAAGUCAAGUUGAGUCCGAGGCUUAUUAGUCUAUUCGAGCUGUUGGAGAGAGUUGGCUAUGUUGCUUAUAGACUUGCUUUGUCUCUUGGUCUUUCAGGAGUUUAUCAUGCAAGUUCGGAAGCUCAGGUCCAAAGAGGUCGAGUCAGGGAAGGUUCUUUAGAGAGCCCAGUCGAGCGAGGUGGCUAA
Molecule: messenger RNA, 1170 nt
Organism: Nicotiana tabacum (common tobacco)
Lineage: Eukaryota; Viridiplantae; Streptophyta; Magnoliopsida; Solanales; Solanaceae
Source: RefSeq, a predicted model, not a curated record